AUGUCGGCCACGGUCACCUGGAAACCCAUUUUGCAGAAUUCAGAGUCUCUGCAAGCACCCAUCCAAGAGGUCGUCAUUUGCAGAUUUCCGAAGAAACGAACCUCUAAGCGUGGUAUCGUAUUUGCCAUCUACAUGUGCUUUUUGCUCCUGAGAUGCCGUCAGAUACUUCUGUCUUCCGAAUUGCAGGCUUGGGCCGCCCCUGGAGGCGGCUCUCUCUCCAAUGAACAGCAGCAGAGAGGUGUCCGAGUGUCUCGCAACAGUCUCCACUGGGUAAAUUUCACUAAGGCUCCAACGAGACAGAGUGGAACCCAAAUCGCAUCGCAUAUUUCCACUAAGGUGCACGUUUAA
Toxoplasma gondii ME49 is the source of this 348-nucleotide messenger RNA. RefSeq lists its product as hypothetical. The record is from RefSeq and is a predicted model, not a curated record. The transcript is spliced from 2 exons. The coding region runs from base 1 to 348 and encodes 115 amino acids. NCBI's taxonomy places the organism in Eukaryota, Apicomplexa, Conoidasida, Eucoccidiorida, Sarcocystidae.